UGGCAGGUUCGUCCCUGGAGGGUGUGUGUGUGUAUGUGUGCGAGUCUCUCCAAGCAACGACCUGCGAACGGGCAUCCGAGCCAGUCUGAGCAAAAAACAGGAACCACAUUAAUUUCGAGUGUCUUUGCAAUGUUCCCGACGAUAUUUCUACAUUAUUUGCUUUGAUCUCGUCAAAGUUACCGUCUCACCAGACGUCGGCUUCAGAAACGAAACAAGAAAUUAAUGCAUCUCGCUCCGCUUUCCUGUUUGUUUUGACCUGUGUAGCUAGAAGGGAAUCCUGUUCGAGGGAUUAGCGGUCUGUCAAUGAGGAACUACCGGCUCAUCUUCUGCCACAACCUAAAGCAGCCAUAGAUGGUUCAGUGGUUUACUGGCCAGGGGAGGAGAGGAUAGAACACACUUUCACUGCUACACGACGUGAGGUCUUGGCGGGGUUGUGGUGAGGAGGAGGAGGAGCAGGCCAUGAGGAAGAGCGUGUCUCCGUUGCCAGGCAACGAGGGCGGGAGCUCAGCCAGCACCACACGGGUUUUUGGUGUUCCUCUGGAGGAUGUGACACACACACACACUAUCAGCGGCCAUGAGGUUCCUGCACUAGUAAAAGAUAUUGUCGACUACAUUGAGGAGCACGGUCACCUGGACUUGGAGGGGCUCUUCCUGGUUAAUGGCAAUGCAGAGCGAGUGGAUUGGUUGCGUCAGCGCUAUGACAGUGGUGAGGAGGUGAAGCUAGAGAAGGAGGCCGAUCUGGCGUCAGCGGUCAGUUUGCUCCGACUGUUCCUGCAGGAGCUUCCUGAGCCCGUUAUCCCAACGGCUAUACAGGGACGUAUACUACAGCUCUAUCAAGAUUACGACAACGAAGAAGAGCUGUGUAGAAAUUUGAAGUAUCUGCUUCAGGACCUUCCCCAGUUGAACUACGGUCUGUUGCGUUUCCUGUGCCGCUUCCUGGCUAGCGUGGCGUCACUUCAGCAAAAGAGCUGGAACGUCGGAGCGCUGGCCGCCGUCUUUGGACCCGACAUCUUCCAUCUGUCAACAGAAGGAGAGGACCUUCGGGACCAGGAGUCUGUCAGCAGAGUCCUGGCAGAGCUGCUGGACAAUCAGGAGGGCCUGUUUGACUCAGAGGACGAUGAUGUCUCCACCACCAAUGACUACAGCUCCAUCAAUGAACAGAUCACAGAGCUGUUGGAUGAUGAGAAGUGUGAGGCAGAAUGUGAAGAGCUGCCUCAGGACGGGGAGGACGGCCCUGCCUCCGACUCACCGCAACGCACACACACUGAUGACAACCCCGCAGUCAGCUCCCACCUCUCCCCUAUAUCCAUCCUGCCUGCUGACUCUGCUGAUAUUAUUCAGCGGACCAUCAGGGCUGCAGUGGAGCAGCACUUCUUUGAUCUGAAAAACUCCAUCGACCAAGACCUCAGCAGCUACGACAGCCAGGGGGAGAGUCCCAGUGAGCUUGCAAACCAGGGCUGUGAUGGAGACGAGGAGCAACAAACUGACCCUGAAGACAGUGCCUGCGACACAGAAGGGGAUACCCCACUCACACAGCCUGAGCAGCACAUCCAACAAAAUCAGCGAGAAGCGCAGAAUUCACUGGACUCUGUCCCCACCCUGGAGGAGAGCUCAGGAAUGGACCUGGAUGCAGAGUCUGUCACAGAUGCAAAGAACAACUUAAACACUGCCAGGCAGGACAAUCAGCCUCUUGUGACGAUGGAGCACACUGUCACCAUAAGCUGUGACUCCAGUUCAUGUUGCUGUGAUCACAACGCCAACACCAGCGAGCCCAACAGGAACCACCUGUCACCAUGCCAACCAGACUCCUCCCACCUCCAGCUUUUUCCCGACAACCAAUGGGAAGCGUCACCCCCCUCCCAUCUCCACCUCCCUCCCAUCGACUUCUCAUUGAUGCAUCUGCAAAAGGAAGGCCAAGACCCCAUCCCAGCUUUUAAAUCCUGGCAGGAUGACAACGAGAGCGGAGAGGCACAGCUCUCCCCGCUGGCCGGUCGCAUGGUUCCUCUCCCUCCGCUCCCCCUGGAGGAGGGUGGUGAAGAGGAACAGGGAGAGGGAGGGCAGGAUGACUCCCCUUCCUCUUCCCGCUCCCACCCUCACCUGCUGGCACGACGCUUUCUUGAUUUUGGUGUGCACGGUGCCCAGAGAUUCCUCCAGCAGGAUCUGGACGCCACUUCACCCACCAAAGUACAUAGGCCCAGGCGAGCAUCGUUUGGUUCCAAAGAGGCAAUGAGAGGUGGAGAUUCGGUGAUGCACCAGCUCACCAAAAAGCUUCAGCAUCUGAAGAAGAAAAUCAAACAGUUUGAAGAGCAGUUUGAGAAGGAGAGAAACUACAAGCCUUCUCAUGCAGACAAGGCAGCUAACCCCAAGGUCCUCAAAUGGAUGACUGACUUGACCAAGAUCCGCAGGCAGAUUAAAGGACGCCAGCACCACCUUUUGCCCAGAAGCACGUUGAGGCACCAGGCUUUGAUCCAUUCACACAGAUGCCACCAUGCUCCCUCCUCCCCUUCCUCCUCCUCCUCCUCCUCUAUCUGCUCACCUCCCCAUCACAUACUCACCCCCCCGCUCCACCCCUACUCAGGCCUACUCAGCUCUAGACCGUUUCACCUCAAUGCCAAACACCGUGCAGAGACCGAGCUCGGCCCUCAGACUCGGCCCCGGAGUAACACCUUGCCCAAGAGCUUUGGAUCCACACUGGAUCACAGUGCUCAUGACGCAGCAGGGGAGCUCAAAGGCCCGCGGCCUACAAGGGAGGAAACACUGGAGCUGAUCCAAUGCAGAGUCAAAGAGAAGAGGGAGGAGGACGGCUGGCCUGAUGAUAUCAAGAAGAUGACAAAAGAGCAAUUAACCUGUGAGAAGACUGUCCUGCAGAAGAAUCUGCUGCACUACGAAGGGCUGCACGGUCGACCGGUGACCAGAGAGGAGCGGCUGGUAGUGAAACCUCUGUACGACCGCUACAGGCUGGUCAAACAGAUGCUCACCAGAGUCAGCAUUACACCUGUUGCAGUAUCUCCAUCUAGUAAGAGGCGGAGUAAAACCCUGCAGCCAAUCAUUGAGGGUGAAACUGCUCACUUUUGGGAGGAAAUUAAAGAGGAAGAGGAGGAGGAGCAAGAGCAGAAAGGUGGAGGAGAAGAGGAGAGGGAUGAGGAGGAAGAAGAAGAAGAGGAGGAGGAAGAGGGAGAGAGCAGCGGUGGUGAGAUGCAGAGCCCCGAGGUUAUCAUGGCCAUCGACCCAAUGACCUCGAGUGACGGGCCCGUGAGCAGCCAGAACCAGUCUGACAAACAGAGCGACUGUUCAAUGAGAGAAAAGAUGGAGGAGGGAUCGGGGAGGCUGGCGCUCGACCUGCGUCUGUCCAGCUCGAACGCCUCAUCCAUGCCAGAGCUGCUGGAACAGCUGUGGAAGGCCAGAGCAGAGAAGAAGAAACUGAGGAAGACCAUCAGAGAGUUUGAAGAAGAUUUCUAUCAGCAUAAUGGAAGAAAUGUUCAGAAGGAGGACCGGGUGCCGAUGCUGGAGGCGUACAGAGAGUACAAGAGGAUCAAGGCCAAACUCCGCCUGCUGGAGGUCCUCAUCAGCAAGCAAGAUUCCUCCAAAUCCAUCUAGACCCCUUCCUCAAAUAUCCGCUAUCCCCGCACACAUCAGCUGUCAUCACUGCAGCAACGCUACGCCCAGGACGUCUAGCCUGUCAUCACGCCUGGAGAGUUUAACAAAGACUGCAGCCAACAGUCAAACACACAACAAAUGACCUCCUAUUGGUACCCUGCUGCCACAUCAUGGGGAAAUUAAGUCAGCUCUGACUGCUUUUCUUAAAAAGUAAAAAAAAAAAAAAAAAAGUGCCACCGAAAUCGUAAAUACGACAUAUGGUGUAGCUAAGCUACAAAUAGCCUCACAAAAAUUUAAAUUGUACGAAAACACCCAAAAUAUUCAAAAAGCAGAGGUCACAAAGAGAAACACAUAACUGACUCUGCCACAUAUCAAACAGAAGAAUAUUUUAGGGCGGCUUCAAGUGUCAUUUCCUUAAAUUAAAAAAUGGAAUGACAUCUCAAAUGUUUUUUUAAACUUGUUAGUGAUCCAAUCUGCCAAAUGCCUGCAAGUGUGUGAGGACAAACACUGGAAAAGUUUCACUGUAAAGCCGUCAUUUAAUGUGUGGCCAAACCGAGGUGCUUUGCCAAAUAUCUGAAACCUAGCUUUUAGUUGAGCAUUUUAAAGUUAAACGUGCGUUAUUACAACUUUUUCCCCCUGAUGUGAAUGCAGCACGGCCGCUGGUCAAACUUAAAGCAACUUCCAUCAUCCACAUUUGAUUCCCGCUGCCUCAGUCUGACUGCAUAUCAUCUGAAAACAAACAGCAGUUUAAAAAAAAAAAAAGACACAAAGAGAAACUAAUCACUGUGUGUAUCAUCAUCAUCAUCAUCAUCAUCUCACCAAUUUGACUCAAGACUCUGCACUCGUCUCUCACCUCCUGGUUUUCUGACCAGGAAGAAAAAGGCAAAAACAUUUUGACUUUUUGAUUUCAAGAACAUUACUGUUGUCGAUCUUUGUGUUUCUGAGGAAUCUCAUCGGACAGCUCGAGGACUGGCAUUUUAGGCACUCUUCACUCAACACACUUCAGAUUCAUCUGGAACGUCUCGCACUGCGCUUCAACCUCUUUCACUUGUUGCAAAGCGGUCAUUUUAAUAAUAAUAAUUUAACAUCCUUACAUCCUGGAUGCCUCACCUUCUGACUGAUUUUAAAUAUUCAUCCACAAGAUUUCAAAACCACUUUGUUUUAAAAAGAUGAUGUACACGUGCAAUUAGUUACACCGUACAAGAUUUAUUCCAACAAAAGUAUUAAUUCUUUUCAUUAUUUUCUAUUCUUAGGCGUUUUCUUCUACUUUUUGUUUGCAUUUCAGAAUACAGUGAUGUGGGAGCAUCUUGCAAAAAGCAAAAGAGAAAUGCUGCUUUAAGUCUUGUGCUCUUAAUUUCGACAGCUCCUAAGGCCUCAUUAAACAGAAGAUGCUCACAGGAAACAGUUCUUCUCAGCUUAAUCAGCGAUGCAAAGGACUGUUGCAGAACUCUGAGAAAAACUGUGACUUGGCUCCUUGUUUUUCAUCCGUCUCCUGUUCAGUUUGCCACAUUGUAGUUCCUGAGGAAAUAUGGGUGAUAAAUAGGUCUGUGUUGUUUUUCAUCUGAGAAUCCAAAAGCAUGUUGGCAGCGGGCAUUAGUAGUCUUGUGACUAAUCUGGAGGUUUUAAUUGAAAUUUGAUUGAAGCUGAGCAGAUCAUUUGUAUGUUAGCAUGAUGUCCUCAAUACUGAGAGAGCUGAGGUUGUUUUUAACGAGUGAACGGUCUUUAGGUGUGCCUCUGACCUCCGGUCUGCAGUUUGAUUUCCUGCUGGCAGGUCAAAGUAGGGCAGGUGAGGGGAACAAAGUCUGAUUGGAGCUCUUCUUUUAUUGUUUCCAGUAAGAGUUGAGGCGUCACAGCGUGCUUUAAAAUGUGGGACAAAAGUUUCCGACAGUCACUGAAUUUUGGUUUUAAGCUGCGAGUUCGUCAGUCAGCUUUUUGUCGUUUUUCUUCAAUCUGCACUUGCAUGUUUUAGGCGCACAGGACAAAGCUGAUGUACAAUUCUCCGCCUGGUUCAGAGUGGGCUGCAGUCUGUCUGUCGGUGGGCAUUCAAAGCUAUGAAUGAGGUGAACUCUUUGUGUUGUGUGAAGAUUAUUAGGAGUGUGAGAAGUUGGGACAGUUGAAGUUAAAAAGUUUGAUGUAAAAAGAUGUUAUUUGCACAGCAUUCACAGAAUGCAGCCCUUUUGUGUUUUAUAAUUUUUUUUCCAUUUGUAUUUCUAGAAAUGAAGCACUACUUCUAUACAGAAAUUAUACUGUACAUUUAAAAAAAAAAAAAAGAAAUACCCGAAGGAAUGAAUGUCAAAAGAAAUGUUUAAAUUAUUUCAAACAUUAAGUUUGGCCCCCUUUGGUUUAUUAUUAUUUGUGAUGCCCUGAGAAUGUGUUUUUUAUUAUUAAUAUUAUGAAUACUGCUUGUAGUAUCAUAACCAUUGUUUUGUGUGGUAACGACAAUAAUAAUCCUUUUGUAUGUACUCACUAACUGUAAAACCAGCUGUAGACGUUAGUCUGGCACUGUGUGGCGAGACGCACAUGAACCUGCUCUGUUUUCUGAAUUACUUUGUUGCUCUUUGUAAUAUAAGCUAAUAUAGAAGCUGUACUGUAGUGAGCUUGCAUGGCAAACAAGAACAUAAUCAUAUGAAAAAAAAAUCGCAUUGUUUCCAUUAUUUGUGCCAUGAAGAAGCAGCAAUAAUAUGUUUGUGUGGAGGUCUCUUUAACACAAAAAAGCAUUGUGGGUUUGAUCCCGUGUGAACAUUUGAGGUACGAUGUUUUCGGGGUUGGACAGUGUGUUUUUACCUCUGCGUCACGUCGGCACUGCUGAAAUCCAACGUAUCAAUAAGUCUGUGAAACUAGCAGGGAUUGAAAAGCCAAUGACAGAUGUAUCAUCUGAAAACAUUCCAGUUUUUAUCGUCAUCAAAAAAGUGAAGAAAAACGAUCCACCGUCAAUAUCUGAAGGGCUUUUAUUUCUGUCGACUUGUUUUUCAUUGUGCCUGUAGCAGAGUGGUAAAAUUCACAAAUGUAAAUGUAUUCUGUCGGUGUACAGUAUGCUUCAUCUCACACUUACCCAUCUGACGUGCAUGGUUGUUUCACACACCAGGAAUUCAGAGCAAAACUCCUCUUCAAAGACGUCUCAUAGGUCGUCCUGGAGAUACUUUAGAGAUUAAAUAAUCAGUUAGUAAAAAUGUGUCUUUCUAAAGUGAUUUAAAUAAAAGUUGUCCAGAAGUUAGUUUAAAAGACAGAAAUUAUAUGUUUUUCCUUUAACUACAAACAGUCUGAAGUCAAAAAGAAAACCUCAGGACAUCCUUGAGAUGGGAUUUUGCUAUAAAUUCCUUCAGUCGAGAUUUCAGGAGGGAUGUGGCAUAAGAUGCUCCCUCCAAUUUCCUCCAGUCGACCUACACGUGACGCGUUUUAACACAUUAAUAUAUCGUAUGUAUCUGUAACUGUUUUCUUACUUUGUGAAUGCUUUUUCAGUUGUUCCUUCAUUGACAAAAAUGAGAAAAUACAAUCAGUAACAAACAUUUACACAUGAAAAUAAAAUUUACAAGCUUGCCACAACA
Molecule: messenger RNA, 7142 nt
Organism: Pelmatolapia mariae (spotted tilapia)
Lineage: Eukaryota; Metazoa; Chordata; Actinopteri; Cichliformes; Cichlidae
Gene: fam13b
Product: family with sequence similarity 13 member B
Exons: 24
Coding region: 460-3597 (1045 amino acids)
Biological process (GO): signal transduction
Source: RefSeq, a predicted model, not a curated record